This is a messenger RNA of Emys orbicularis (European pond turtle), 1215 nucleotides long. It is a transcript of the gene TPM2, whose product is annotated as tropomyosin 2. Gene Ontology annotation, biological process: actin filament organization; muscle contraction. Lineage: Eukaryota; Metazoa; Chordata; Testudines; Emydidae. Gene Ontology annotation, cellular component: actin filament. The record is from RefSeq and is a predicted model, not a curated record. The transcript has 8 exons. The coding region runs from base 251 to 997 and encodes 248 amino acids. Gene Ontology annotation, molecular function: actin filament binding.
GAGUGGCAGUCCCACAAAGGGCUGAAGCUGGGUGCGCUGGGGAGGCUGCAGGGAGCUGUCACCGGCAGAGUCAGUGACCCGGCGAGCUCAGGCUGCAGCACAGAGCUGGCUAGGGGCAGCCAGCAGGACCCAGUGGGUUGGCACCAGGCUGCACUGAAGCUCGCCACAGACCCUGCCCGAGGCAAGUCCUGCUCAGGUCCCCAAGCAGCACCCUCAGGCCUCGUUCCUUGGGCGCGGCCCCGGGGGGAAGAUGGCUGGGAGCACCUCCAUUGAUGCGGUGAAGAAGAAGAUCCAGAGCCUGCAGCAGGUGGCGGAUGAGGCAGAGGAGCGCGCGGAGCAUCUGCAGCGGGAGGUGGAUGCUGAGAGACAGGCCAGGGAGCGGGCUGAGUCUGAUGUGGCCUCCCUGAACCGCCGUAUCCAGCUGGUGGAAGAGGAGUUGGACCGAGCCCAGGAGCGCCUGGCCACUGCGCUGCAGAAGCUGGAGGAGGCGGAGAAAGCGGCUGAUGAGAGCGAGAGAGGCAUGAAAGUCAUUGAGAACCGGGCCAUGAAGGAUGAGGAGAAAAUGGAGCUCCAGGAGAUGCAGCUGAAAGAGGCCAAGCACAUAGCUGAGGAGGCCGACCGCAAAUACGAGGAGGUUGCCCGUAAGCUGGUGAUCAUUGAGGGGGAGCUGGAGCGCUCGGAGGAAAGGGCGGAGGUUGCAGAAAGCCGAGUGAGACAGCUGGAAGAGGAGCUGCGCACCAUGGACCAGACCCUCAAAUCCCUGAUGGCCUCAGAGGAAGAGUACUCCACCAAGGAAGAUAAGUACGAGGAGGAGAUCAAGCUGCUAACAGACAAACUGAAGGAGGCUGAGACCCGAGCGGAGUUUGCUGAGCGAUCCGUAGCCAAGCUGGAGAAAACCAUUGAUGACUUAGAAGAGAAUCUGGCCAGUGCCAAAGAGGAGAACGUUGGCAUUCACCAAGUUCUAGACCAGACCCUGCUGGAGCUGAACAACCUCUGAGCCGCUUGAAGAGCCCCACUCUAUCCGCCUGCCCCUGCACCUGAACCCCAUUGGCACCCUCUGGAGGUCACCAAGGGAACUGCGUCAUGGCCAAAGCCACACAUCCAUGAGAAGGGAAACCCUGCGGCCCAUACCCUGGCCCUGGGGCGUCUUGUCUGUGCACAGCCAGAUCGGCUCUGUCCUGUCUUCAUGUCCAAAUAUUAAAGCAAGUUUAACAA